Molecule: messenger RNA, 417 nt
Organism: Cooperia oncophora
Lineage: Eukaryota; Metazoa; Nematoda; Chromadorea; Rhabditida; Trichostrongylidae
Source: the annotation of a GenBank genome assembly
AUGAAGAGCAGGAAAGAAGGCAGAGGGAUCACCAAAGCUGGAAGAUGGACCUCACGGCUGCACAGGACACAUCUUCCGCACUUCGACGCGAUCUUGAAAGAAUUCGGAACGAACUUGAACAGCAAAGAUGAGAAGAUCCGCCAUUUGGAGUACCAGCUGCAAAGCUACGAAGAAAGUAAUGUCCGUAUGGCUGAAGUGGUAUCGGACUUGGCCUCAAACGAGAACAAAGUUGUACGUAGCGCAGGUGCACAUCUCACUAAUGUUGCUCAGGUGCAGACUAUGUCGCCGAUGGCUAAGGUUUGCUUGAUUUUGAGAACAAUUUAUCGUGGACCCUUUAUGUUGCUAUAUUUCACAGGUGAAAUCUCGAGAUGCUCAAACGGAUUUAACUCGAACUUUCUUGGCUCAGAUGGAAUGUGA